Messenger RNA from Pseudophryne corroboree (corroboree frog), 711 nucleotides. RefSeq names its product claudin 14 (gene CLDN14). Lineage: Eukaryota; Metazoa; Chordata; Amphibia; Anura; Myobatrachidae. Bases 1 to 711 code for a protein of 236 amino acids. The transcript has a single exon. The record is from RefSeq and is a predicted model, not a curated record. Gene Ontology annotation, cellular component: bicellular tight junction; plasma membrane. Gene Ontology annotation, biological process: cell adhesion; bicellular tight junction assembly. Gene Ontology annotation, molecular function: structural molecule activity.
AUGGCAAGCAUGGCAGUUCAGUUGCUGGGCUUCUUCCUCUCCCUUUUUGGUCUAAUUGGCACCAUUGUUGCCACUUUGCUCCCACACUGGUGGAGAACUGCCCACGUUGGCACCAACAUCAUCACCGCAGUGGCAUAUAUGAAGGGCCUGUGGAUGGAAUGUGUAUGGCACAGCACCGGAAUUUACCAGUGCCAGUUCCAUCAGUCUCAGCUGGCACUCCCCCGUGAUCUUCAGAUUGCACGUGGCAUGAUGGUGACGUCUUGUGUCCUUUCAGUACAGGCGUGCAUUGCCUCUGUGUUUGGAAUGAAGUGCACCCAGUGUGCGAAAAGCUCUUCUGCCAAGAAGAUGAUCGCCGUUUUUGGUGGCAUCUCCUUUCUCCUGGCUGGGCUGGCAUGCCUGAUUCCGGUGGCAUGGUCUACCAGUGAUGUUGUCCAAGACUUUUACAACCCAGUACUUCCUUACGGCAUGAAGUUUGAGAUUGGGCAAGCCCUCUAUGUUGGGUUUAUCUCAGGAGGGUUGUCGGUCAUUGGAGGAAUUAUGCUUCUAUUCACCUCUUGUCAAAAGAGCAUUGAACAAGUACCCUAUGGUUACCCAACGCGCAACAUCAGGAGGGCGCCAAUAAACAGGCCAUCACCAGUCCACAAAUCCAGCCACAGGCCUUCUUGGUCUUCUGCUUCUCUCCACGGAUACCAAAUCAAUGACUUUGUCUGA